AUGAUGGAUUUGGAAGUCGACGAGAACGACUUGAAAGCCGCCGGCGCCGAACUCUUCGCCGAAGAUGGACGGCGAGGCAUUCGCAUCAAUGGCUGGGUGAUCGAAACUCGGAGGCACUCUAUACUGAACUCCUCCACCAUCCAAGAGUGGGAACAGAAACUUGAUACGUCUCAUUUACCAGAAAUGGUUUUCGGGGAAAAUACUUUAAUUCUGAAACACUUGGGUAGUGGCACCAAAAUUUAUUUUAAUGCAUUUGAUGCUCUUUGUGGUUGGAAACAGGAAGCCCUGCCGCCAGUUGAAGUUCCUGCAGCUGCUAAAUGGAAAUUUAGAAGCAAGCCCUCUCAGCAAGUAAUACUAGAUUACGACUACACAUUUACAACACCAUAUUGUGGAAGUGGCACUAUUGAGAGUGAUAAAGAUCUGGAUGAGAGAGGAAUUUCUAAGGAAACCAGUGAUAUCCUGUGGGAAGACUGCAAAGAUCAAAUUGAUGUAGUAGCACUUGCAUCCAAAGAGCCCAUACUUUUCUAUGAUGAGGUUGUGUUAUUUGAGGAUGAACUUGCUGAUAAUGGAGUAUCACUUCUUACUGUAAAAGUGAGAGUAAUGCCAAGCUCUUGGUUUCUUCUGUUGCGAUUCUGGCUUAGAGUUGAUGGAGUGUUGAUUAGACUGAGAGAAACACGCAUGCAUUGUGUUUUUGGUGGAAAUACAAAUCCCAUUAUACUUCGAGAGAGUUGCUGGAGAGAAUCUACAUUUCAAGCGUUGUCUGUAAUAGGGCACCCUUUUGAUUCUGGCGCGUAUGGUGAUCCAAGCUUCAUUAGCCAGAAGCUCCCCAUCAUAAUGCAUACGACCAAAAAGCUUUAUAACCUUUCGUGUAAGAAGCAAAAUUCGUUGGGAAAACGGAAAUGCAUGGAACGGAGCAGGCGCUUUCACUAUCAUUCACAUUAG
Sphenostylis stenocarpa is the source of this 942-nucleotide messenger RNA. The record is from the annotation of a GenBank genome assembly. NCBI's taxonomy places the organism in Eukaryota, Viridiplantae, Streptophyta, Magnoliopsida, Fabales, Fabaceae.